CUUUAAAUUGAUAGUUUUUUUUUCUUUUUGCUUAACUCUUGAAAUUGAUAGUUAAAUUAAACAAAGGAUAUCAAAGCUGUUUUCUUUCAAAAAAAGUCUAUGACACCUUUAGAGAUAGACAUGUCUUACUGUGGUCUGUCGAUGAACAGUGAUGCGGCUACGGGUGCUACUGAGUUUAAUCCUCAAGUAAGAAGAGUAACGUUAGAGAAACAAAGCGAAAUAAGGAUCCAAGUCCCCCAGAUUUCGCCUCUCAAACUCCGAGUGCUCCAUGGCAAAGUUGAGAUUUUUGGUUCCGAGCUUCCACGAAACGUCUGGCUCACGUUUCCUCCUCUCCAGCAAUUCGCCGUCUUUACGUGGUAUGGUGCAACACUCGAAAUAGAUGGCGUCACAGAGACUGACAAUACAUCUGUUGAGACACCUAUGGUAAGCUAUCUUAGUAUACACAACUCUCUACAAGUACAAAGACAUCGGGUUACGUCCUCAACAAGAGAUUAUGUUUCUUCACAGGGACCAAGGGUUAUCAUUGUCGGAGAUACUGACUCUGGAAAGAGCACAUUAGCCAAAAUGCUUCUUAGUUGGGCAGCAAAUGAUGGUUGCAAACCGACCUUUGUUGACCUUAAUAUCGGACAAAGCUCGAUAACCAUACCAGGAACUAUUGCUGCUACAUCUGUUGAAACGCCAAUGGAUCCUGUUGAAGGAUUACCUCUUCAUAAGGCCCUUGUGCACUAUUUUGGUCACAACACACCGACAAACAACCUUAGGCUGUACAAAUACCUUGUUGAAGAGCUUGCUCGAGAAUUAGAAGAAGAGUUUGCUAUUAACGCUGAAUCUCGACGUUCUGGUAUGGUGAUUGACACAAUGGGAUGGACUAGUGGUCUUGGUUAUCAGCUUCUUCUCCAUGCAAUAAGGACUUUUAAUGCAUCUUUGGUCAUCGUCCUUGGUCAAGAAACAGAACUUGUCUAUGAUCUGAACAAAGCUUUCAAAUUCAAGAAAAACGUACAAAUCUUGAAUCUUGACAGGUCAUCUGGAGUUUUCUCCAGGUAUUCUGAUUUUCGCAAAAUGUUGAGGAACAAUAGCAUUCAGAGAUAUUUCAGUGGAGCCACAAACAAUCUCACGGCCUACACCAAAACCGCCAAGUUCACUGAUAUGCAAGUUUAUCGAAUCGGUGCCUUGAUAGAGAAGUCAAGGUCUACUGAACCUUUGAGGAUCACACCUGUGUUGAUUGACAAAGAUCUUCUGAAUACAGUUCUGGCUAUCUCAUACGCUAAACAGCCUCAUCACAUUAUCUCAAGCAUUGUUGCUGGAUUUGUGUAUAUUACGGAUGUUGAUCUUGGUGAAGAAAGAAUUACGUAUCUCUCUCCAUCCGCUGCUGAACUGCCUAGCAAGAUAUUCAUCAUGGGGACUUUGACAUGGCACAAAACUUGAGGAAGAAUAUCUGUUAGUUAUGAAGU
This is a messenger RNA of Brassica rapa (field mustard), 1451 nucleotides long. Its product is annotated as protein CLP1 homolog 5-like. NCBI's taxonomy places the organism in Eukaryota, Viridiplantae, Streptophyta, Magnoliopsida, Brassicales, Brassicaceae. Gene Ontology annotation, molecular function: polynucleotide 5'-hydroxyl-kinase activity. Gene Ontology annotation, biological process: tRNA splicing, via endonucleolytic cleavage and ligation; mRNA 3'-end processing. Gene Ontology annotation, cellular component: mRNA cleavage factor complex; nucleus. The record is from RefSeq and is a predicted model, not a curated record.